Molecule: messenger RNA, 6604 nt
Organism: Sinocyclocheilus anshuiensis
Lineage: Eukaryota; Metazoa; Chordata; Actinopteri; Cypriniformes; Cyprinidae
Product: chromodomain-helicase-DNA-binding protein 2-like
Exons: 38
Biological process (GO): nucleosome organization
Cellular component (GO): nucleus; chromatin
Molecular function (GO): histone binding; ATP-dependent chromatin remodeler activity; ATP hydrolysis activity
Source: RefSeq, a predicted model, not a curated record
CGUUUCUUUUUUAUUGUCGAUUUUAUUUGCUAUCAUCGUUAUGUUUUAAUCGUCCUUUGUUUGAUGACGCAGUAAGAAUUUAUGCAUGUGGCUCUGAAUCUAUUGCCUUGAAAUGCCAUAGACACUUGGGUAUUUGACAUCGAAUAGAGUCGAGCAGGUGUCAUUUCGAUUCCGAUGCUUUUUAAGUUAAGAAAUACUAUAAAUAUUUAUUUAUUUUAAACUAUCCAAUCCCAACUUGCCUUUUCCAUAUAUUGCAACGGCAGGGUUUUUUUUUUUUUUUUUUGAUGGUUCAUCCCACUUUAAACUUUUGACAGUUAAUACCUGGACAAAAGAUCAUCAUUAACAAAUCCCAAGACAAAAUCAUGAUGAAGAAUAAGAGUAAAAAGCAGGAAGAUGAAGGCUCGACUCAAAGCAAUGAUUCCAGCAAUUCAGCAUCAGAGGAAUCUAACCGCUCUGGAUCAGAGUCUGGGAGUCAGUCUGAGAGCGAGCAAGGAAGUGAUAGAGCUCGUUCCCGGCAUUCCGAAUCCAACAGCACAUCUGAUUCUGAGAGCCACUCGGAGUCAGGCAGUGAAUCCACUGGGUCCAAAUCCCGUCAGACCUCAGCGCAGGUCAAAGACAAACCAGUCAGGAAGAAAGACAACCUGGCAGAUGUGAAGAAGAUGUGGGAGGAACAUCCAGAUAUUUAUGGUGUUAGAAGAUCCAGUCGCAGCAGACAAGAGCCUGCUCGCCUCAACAUUGGAGCUGAGGGCAGCAGUGAUUCAGAGAGUGAAACUCCUGAAAGAAAAAGCUUGCGGCAGAAAAAGAAAGAAAAUACCUGGAAAGAUGAUGACUCAAAUGACGAAGAGGAUGUUGAGGAAGAGGCCAGCAGUUCAGAGAGUGAGCAGGAAGAGAAAAAAGUUAGAUCCAGACGACUUCCUGCUAGAAGGCCACAGACCAAAUCAUCUGGUAAGCAGCAGUCACAAAAGGGACGGAAACAGAGGAAGGAGUCCUCAGAUGAGGAUGAUGACGAUGAUGAGGAGGAUACCCCAAAAAGACAAACAAGGCGGCGAGCAGCAACUGAAGUCAGUUACAAGGAGGACCAGAAUGAUUUCGAGACGGACUCUGAUGACCUUAUUGAAAUGGCAGAAGGAGCCGAGGAGCAACAGGACAAUGACAGUGAAACCAUUGAGAAGGUCCUUGAGACCAAAAUUGGCAAAAAAGGAGCUACUGGAGCUUCCACAACUCUCUAUGCUAUUGAGGAAAAUGGGGACCCUGGAGCAGACUUUGACCCUGAGAACGAUGAAGGGGAGACUCAGUUCCUCAUCAAGUGGAAAGGCUGGUCCUACAUACACAGCACCUGGGAGAGUGUAGAUUCCCUCACUCAGCAGAAAGUCAAAGGGAUGAAAAAGCUGGAAAACUUCAAGAAGAAAAACGAAGAGCUUAAUGCUUGGUUGAAGAAAGCAUCACCUGAAGAUUUAGAAUAUUACAACUGCCAGCAAGAACUAACCAAUGACCUGAGCAAGCAAUUCCAGAUAGUAGAGAGAGUGAUCGCAACAAGAACUGGGAAAUCACAACCACCUUCAGACAUUCCCUCUCAUAAAACCAGCUCCAGCGAGCCAGAGUAUAUGUGUAAGUGGAUGGGGCUGCCGUAUGCAGAGUGCACAUGGGAGGAUGACGCAUUAAUCGGAAAGAAAUUUCAGGCCUGCGUUGAUAGUUUCCAAAACAGAAGUGCCUGUAAGACAGUUCCUUCCAAAGAUUGCAAGGUAUUGAAACAGAGGCCAAGAUUUGUGGCCUUGAAGAAGCAGCCUUCUUACAUUGGAGAUGAGGUCCUUCAACUCAGAGAUUACCAGUUAGAUGGAGUGAACUGGCUCGCUCACUCCUGGUGCAGGUGUAACAGUGUUAUCUUGGCUGAUGAAAUGGGCCUGGGGAAGACCAUUCAGACGAUCUCCUUCCUUUCCUACCUUUUCCAUCAGCACCAGCUUUAUGGUCCCUUCCUCCUGGUGGUACCCCUGUCAACCCUCACUUCCUGGCAGAGGGAGUUUGAUACAUGGGCCCCGGACAUGAAUGUAGUGGUGUACCUGGGAGACGUCACAAGUAGAAAGACAAUCCGGGACUAUGAAUGGAUCCACCAGCAGACAAAAAGGAUCAAGUUUAAUGCACUUUUGACCACAUAUGAAAUUCUACUGAAGGACAAGGGAGUGCUGGGGAAUAUAAACUGGGCUUUCCUCGGAGUUGAUGAAGCUCACCGGCUAAAGAAUGACGACUCGCUGCUAUAUAAAACUCUGAUCGACUUUCGAUCCAAUCACAGGCUACUCAUUACUGGGACCCCACUGCAGAAUUCGCUCAAAGAGCUGUGGUCCCUUCUGCACUUUCUUAUGCCUGACAAGUUUGAGUCCUGGGAGGAUUUUGAGGAUGAGAAUGGUAAAGGCAGGGAUAAUGGUUAUCAGAGCCUCCACAAAGUUCUGGAGCCAUUCCUACUGCGUCGUGUCAAGAAAGAUGUAGAGAAAUCCCUGCCGGCUAAAGUGGAGCAAAUCCUCAGAGUUGACAUGUCUGCCCAGCAAAAACAGUUCUACAAAUGGAUCCUAACAAGAAACUACAAAGCCUUGUCUAAAGGCACCAGAGGCAGCUCUUCUGGCUUUUUGAACGUUGUCAUGGAGCUGAAGAAAUGUUGUAACCAUGGUUUUCUCAUCAAACAACCAGAGGAGGUUGAGAAUGAGAAAACACAAGAGCACCUACAGAGCUUGGUGCGAGGCAGCGGGAAACUGGUUCUGCUGCACAAGCUUCUCACGCGUCUCAGGGAGAGAGGCAACCGUGUGCUCAUCUUCUCUCAGAUGGUCCGAAUGUUGGACAUCCUUGCUGAAUACCUGUCUUUGAAUCGCUAUCCAUUUCAGCGUUUGGACGGCUCCAUCAAGGGAGAGCUCAGAAAACAAGCACUGGACCACUUUAAUGCAGAAGGCUCUGAGGACUUCUGUUUCCUGCUGUCCACCCGAGCUGGAGGGCUUGGGAUUAACCUGGCCUCUGCCGACACAGUGGUUAUCUUUGACUCGGACUGGAAUCCACAAAAUGAUCUUCAAGCCCAGGCCAGAGCCCACAGGAUUGGCCAGAAAAAGCAAGUGAAUAUCUAUCGUCUGGUCACAAAAGGCACAGUGGAGGAAGACAUUAUUGAAAGAGCCAAAAAGAAGAUGGUACUAGACCAUCUCGUGAUUCAGAGGAUGGACACCACUGGGCGAACCGUACUGGAUAACAGCUCCGCAAAUUCAAAUUCAAACCCCUUCAGUAAAGAAGAAUUGACAGCAAUCUUGAAGUUUGGAGCAGAGGAUCUUUUUAAGGAACCUGAGGGGGAGGAAUCAGAGCCACAGGAAAUGGACAUUGAUGAGAUCUUGCGGCUUGCUGAAACCAGAGAGAGCGAUCAAGGAUCUAGUGCUACAGACGAGCUUCUGUCACAGUUUAAGGUUGCUAACUUCACCAUUGAUGAAAGCACACCAAAUCUUGAGGAGAAGCCUAUACGCGACUGGGAUGACAUAAUUCCAGAGGAGCAGCGGCGGAAGGUGGAGGAAGAGCAGAAGCAGAAGGAGAUGGAAGACAUCUACAUGCUGCCCAGAAGCAGAUCUAAAAAGAGGGCGCAGGCCAAUGACAGUGACAGUGACGUGGGAUCCAAACUGAAGCACAGAUCCUCGGCUUCAGACAGUGAAACAGAUGAUAGUGAGGAUGACAAACGGCCCAAGCGAAGAGGCAGGCCGAGAGCUCGCAAAAACAAUGUGGAGGGAUUUACUGACGCAGAGAUCCGCAGGUUUAUAAAAGCAUACAAGAAAUUUGGAGCUCCGCUUGAGAGGUUGGAGGCGAUUGCCCGUGACUCUGAGCUGGUGGAUAAGUCCAUUGCAGACCUGAAGAGACUCGGGGAACUGGUGCACAACACCUGUGUGACUGCAGUGCAGGAGCAUGAGGAGCACAUGAAAGAAAACCCUGUGGAAGCUAAAGGCCCGGGGAAAAGACGAGGCAUUAACAUAAAGAUCUCUGGAGUUCAGGUCAAUGCUAAGUCUAUUAUCCAGCACAAAUAUCCAGUUUACUCAAUAUUAUUCAGUGAAGUUUUCCAUUUGGCUAGAUUUCAGCUGACCUGUCGGGUGAAGACUCCACACUUUGACGUAGACUGGGAUAUUGUGCCUUCAAGAUAUUGUUAUCGUGGGCACUUCUAAAUACCGUGAAACGGCUACGGCAACUGGGACCUGAUCAAGACCGAUCCUGAUCUCAGACUUUCUGAGAAGAUUCUCCUAGAUGACCCUGAAAAGAAACCUCAGGCAAAGCAGUUACAGAUGCGAGCAGACUACUUGCUUAAGAUGCUGAAGAAGGAGCAAGAAAGCCAAGAUGCUGCUAAAACGGGAGAUGAGACCAAACCCAGAAAGAGGAAACCUCGAAUGAAGAACAAGACCCCUAACAAUGAUCUGGUCAAUGAAAUCACCUCUCCUCGUCUCUCCGACAACCUGUCAGAAGAGGGAGAGGUGAAGGACGAUGGAGCUGAAAAAUCGCCCACAAAGAAGAAACAGAAAAAGGAUAACAAAGAGAACAAAGAAAAAACAGGAACUCCUAAAAAAGAGAAGGAGGGGGACAAAGACAAAAAGCGUUCCAAGUCCAAAAAAGAGAAGGCCAAACCAGGAGGAAAAGGGAAGAAAGCUCAAGGCCCUGUGCACAUCACUGCAGGAAGUGAGCCUGUACCAAUUGGAGAGGAAGAUGAUGAGCUGGACCAGGAAACAUUCAGCAUUUCUAAGGAGCGGAUGAGGCCGGUGAAGAAGGCUCUGAAGCAGUUGGAUAAGCCAGACGAGGGGCUGUCAGUGCAGGAGCAGCUGCAGCACACUCGUACCUGCCUGCUAAAGAUCGGAGACCGCAUCACAGAGUGCCUUAAAUCGUACAGUGACCCAGAGCACGUCAAGACCUGGCGCAGAAACCUCUGGAUUUUUGUUUCUAAAUUUACUGAGUUUGGUGCCCGGAAACUGCACAAGCUGUAUAAGAUGGCUCAAAAGAAGCGCUCCCAGGAAGAAGAGAAAGAGCAAAAGAAGAAAGAUGAUCCUGCCAAGAAAAAACCCUUCAGACCAGAACCUUCUGGAUCUAGUCGGGACUCUACAGGUACCCAUCCUGCAGUCAACCAUCUGCCUGGACCUCCCACUCACGCCCACCACAGAGAGUACAACCACCCCAAUAAAAGGCACUUUCCUAAUGACGAUAGGGGAGACUGGCAAAGGGACCGUAAGUACAGCUACCCAGGUAACAGCAAUCAGCCCUGGCAAGGGGAUCGGUAUCACCCGUAUGACUCUCACAGGUACAAGGACCAUCAUUACGGUGACCGCCGUCCUCAUGGUGACUACCGCAGCUCAGGAGGUUACCGUAACGGCGGCUCCCCUCGCAAACGACCCUAUGAUUAUGGUAAUGAUAGAGAUCAUCGUGGCCAUCGAGACUAUUAUGACAGACAUCCAGACCCUAAGAGAAUGCGUUCCGAUGAAUACCGCUCCCCGAACUAUCACCCGGGUGGAGGAGGGCAUCCACAGGACUUCAGAAGGAUGCCGGACCACAGGGGACCCCCUGGAAACCAUGGUCCCAUGGGGCCCGAUCACUACCGCCCCUUCCACCCUGACAAACCCCCACCCCUGAUUGACCCCCGUUCCCCUCAGUCUCAGAAAUCCCCCCUUGAGCCCAUCUCACUUGCUAUGGAAAGAACUGCAGAGCAGAAACCUGUGACAGACUUUAAUUGGAACAACAGGAAGACGUGAGGUGAAUACUUGGUUAGUGCAGAGACGGUCUGUACUGCCAAAGAACGUGGCAGAAAAGCCACCUAGGCAAUAAAUGGAGCCUCCACCAAACUCCUCUUUAUCGCCACUGUGUCCUCCGCUCUCUUCUAGGAUUCACAACCAGGUUAAGUCUGCCAUUUUGGACUGAGGAGACAGAACAAAGCGUGGUUAGUCCUAUGGACUAUGAUUGAACUUGAUAAAGUGUUCAAGUAUGCCUAAGUUAGAAAGUGCCUCAUGUAUUUAGUUUUUGUUGAGAGUCAUUAGCAGAAAGGGACUGUCCCCAAAGCAAACUUUUGUUUGAUGUUCAUGUCUUUUUGUUUCGUGUUAUUUUGGUUUGUGCAAAAAAGGAUUAUUUCAUGAAAGUAGUCUUUGUGGGAGGAGAAAAAAGGAAUCCUUUUAAUUGCAUGAUGGUGAUUCAUAUUUUUGUUGAGCUAUUCGAAACUGUCGCUUUUGCUUUCUGAAAUGCCCAGACCCCUGUGAUCGUACAUCAUUUUGAGGAAAGAAAAUCAAGUAAUUACAUGUACAUUUUUGUCUUUUGUCUUAUGUGAUGAGCAACAACCGCAAAAUUACUGGAAUUGUUUUUCUUGAAUUAUCGAAUCUGCGUCUUCGCUAUAAUGCAGACCUGCCACUUGUUAAUAUUGCCCUGUUGGAGGACAGUAGCCUUGUUUAAAAAAACAAAGAAGAAAAAACAGUAUUCAGGGUCCAUGUAGACCUGGUCAGAACACUAGAUAAUCAUAACAGAUAAGCUAUCUUUGUUUUUAUUUUCUUAAAUCUGUAACACUUGCCACCACAGUGCUUGUACUGUUGCAUCUUUUUAUUGCACUAAAAGGACAGUAGUUGCUCGAUUU